Penicillium paradoxum is the source of this 1710-nucleotide messenger RNA. Its product is annotated as putative sucrose transporter. Gene Ontology annotation, cellular component: membrane. NCBI's taxonomy places the organism in Eukaryota, Fungi, Ascomycota, Eurotiomycetes, Eurotiales, Aspergillaceae. The transcript is spliced from 7 exons. The record is from RefSeq and is a predicted model, not a curated record. Gene Ontology annotation, molecular function: sucrose:proton symporter activity. The coding region runs from base 1 to 1710 and encodes 569 amino acids.
AUGCCGCAGGCUGCGAGGUGGGCAGGGACGCCCUCCAUUAAGGGCCGGAAUGAGUCCACAAGGAUGGCUCUGUUGACGUUUAGUUUGGUGGGAUUGCAGUGCGUAUUUCGUUCCCAUUUUCUGUAUUGUACGCCGUAUCUUUUGCAACUCGGUUUGACGAAGUCUAAGACUUCGUUGGUGUGGAUUGCUGGCCCUUUGUCGGGGUUGAUUAUCCAGCCUCUGAUUGGUGUCAUUGCUGAUCGAUCACGGUCAAAAUGGGGUCGACGGAGGCCUUUCAUGGUCUUUGGGUCGUUUGUUGUUGCUCUCUGUCUGAUUGUCCUAGGGUGGACGUCGGAGAUUGUUGGGCUAUUCGUGAAGGAUCCGGAAAAGGCUAAGAAUGGCACAAUUGCCCUUGCUGUAUUGAGUAUCUAUGCUGUGGAUUUCUCCAUCAAUGUUGUCCAAGCGUGUUGUCGCAGUUUGAUUGUGGAUACACUACCGAUUCCAUCCCAGCAAGCUGGAUCUGCAUGGGCCGGGAGAAUGUGUGCCAUUGGCCAGCUUUUUGCUUAUGUGGUCGGUGCUAUCGAUACUGUCAGCAUCUUCGGUACCGUUCUUGGAGAUACACAGUUCAAGCAGAUGACAGUGAUCGCUGCUUUCUCGUUGGUUAUGGCAGUGGCAGUCACUUCAUACUCGGUUAAAGAGCGAGUGCUUAUCACGGCAAGAGACGACGGAAGUGCUGGUGCUGUUCAAGUUCUCUCACAGCUGUUCAAAACAACUUUCGAGCUGCCGCCUCGCAUCCAAGCUAUUUGCUGGGCCCAGUUCUGGGCUUGGAUUGGUUGGUUCCCCUUCCUCUUCUACAGCACGACUUGGGUUGGUGAGACCUACUUCCGCUAUGAAGUACCCAAAGACGAUAUGGCCAAAGCGACAGAUAUGCUUGGUGAAGUCGGCCGUGUAGGCAGUCUUUCAUUAACAGUCUUCUCGUCUAUUACAUUCCUCAGCUCUGUACUUUUACCCUUCUGUAUCCAGCCGCCAGAUAGCAAGCGGACCCGAUUCACUCCCCGACCUCCACCGGGAGUUGCAGCAGUCCUCAAAGCCAUCACCUCAAUCCGUCCCGAUCUCCAAACCGCCUGGUUGAUCUCCCAUAUCAUGUUUGCCGUCACAAUGAUCUUCGCACCCCUAGCACACUCCCGAGCCUUCGCAACUUUCCUAGUAGCGGCAUGCGGUAUUCCCUGGGCGAUCAGUAGCUGGGCUCCAUUUGCCUUCAUGGGCGUGGAAAUCAACAAAUUAACAAUGGCCGGGUAUUCCCCCGCCAUUCCAUCCUCACGAUCCGGCGUGACGAUGAUCACCUCAGCCAGCCUACGCAACUCAGCCGCCGACACCGAGCUGGAUGUCCUCCGGCUGAACCAUCGCGAUUCCUUCGACAGCGACAGCGACGAAGAGGAUCAAUCAUCCAACAUCCCGUCAACAGGUGAACUAGCCGGCAUCUACCUAGGCGUGCUAAAUGUGUACACGACCCUACCGCAAUUUGUCGGCACAUUCAUCAGCUGGAUUGUCUUCAGCAUCCUGGAACCGGGCGCAACACCCGGACCAGACGACGCUGCCGACGACUCAGACACGCAAUGGAUGAACCUGGAUAAGGACCGACCCAACGCUAUCGCCAUUUGUCUCUUCAUUGGAGCGAUAAGCGCCCUCGUGGCGGCCGAGGCUACCCGCCGACUCCGGUAUAUACUAUGA